AUGAUUUCAUUCCUCGUCGUCUGUGCAAGUAGUGACGCCCACCGUGUAGCCGAUUUCUCUUUGGUGUUCUCAUUCCCGGCGCUGUUCUACCACAUUCACAAGCAUGGAGUUGAUAACGUCUCUUUCGAGACGCAGGUGUUGCAAUUCAUCACAUUCCUGCUGCGCUACUGGGAUAUCUUCUACUUCGAGCAGACCAACUACAACGGUGUUUACAAGACACUCUACCUGUUCUGGGCGUACGCCACCAUUAUGAUACUAUUCGGUCAGCGCCGUAGAUGCCAGACUCUGGACGGUGUCAAACCCACUCCUUUUCAAACCCGUCGCGUUCUCCCUCUUCUCGCCCCAUGCCUUCUGUUAGGCUUUGUCAACAACUACGGUCCUACCAUGUCGUUGAACGACUUCUUCCGCGAGAGUUCCCGGCGCUUCGUCUUCCUCAGCGAAACCGCCUGGGCCAUGUCGAUCUACCUGCACGUUGUCGCAUUCAUACCCCAGUUCCAGCAGCUCGUCAUCGCAGCGCGCACAACUCGGAUUGAAACUACAAUGAUGGUGUACCUGGUCUCGGUUUUCCUGUUCAGGGCGCUGUAUCUCCCGCACUGGUUCAUCCGUUAUCUGGAUCAAGGCAUGCUCGACCCUCUUGCACUCUCUGCUGGUGUCGUCCAAACAGUAGUGUUCAUGGUAGGAGGCCUCCUUAUAGUUACCAACAACAGACGUGCUCUCCCUGGAUCCGACUCAGAGCUGGGCACGCCGCUCCUCGAUGAGGGAGAGACGCUGUCCAAGGGCUCAAUCGACAUUGCUCUCUCGGAGAAGACUCCUGUUGUCCCUGAAGAUUCUCCACGGACGCCGAGCCUUACCGAUGCCCUGGCCUACCUCGACCAGGUCAAGGCCGAGCUCAACAACCCAGUGGAAUACAACAAGUUCCUCAUUCUCAUGCAGAAAUUCAGGAGCGGGAAUUUGGACACCUCGGGCAUGAUCGACGAGAUCAUCGUGCUUUUCAACAGCCAUCCUUCCCUCAUCCUGGCCUUCAACACGUUCCUGCCCUCCGGCUACUACAUUGUCCUCGCAGUGGGUGGUCUGCAUGUUGUAGUCAACACACCACAGGGCACUUCCACGUUCGCCAUUGGUGCUGCCUUGAUCACUGGCGACCACCAGUGCCAAUGCGCCGCUUGCGUGUAA
Molecule: messenger RNA, 1173 nt
Organism: Punctularia strigosozonata HHB-11173 SS5
Lineage: Eukaryota; Fungi; Basidiomycota; Agaricomycetes; Corticiales; Punctulariaceae
Exons: 4
Coding region: 1-1173 (390 amino acids)
Biological process (GO): regulation of DNA-templated transcription; protein retention in ER lumen; endoplasmic reticulum to Golgi vesicle-mediated transport
Cellular component (GO): cis-Golgi network; endoplasmic reticulum; membrane
Molecular function (GO): ER lumen protein retrieval receptor activity
Source: RefSeq, a predicted model, not a curated record